UGAAGUUUGUCCCCUGCGAGGCGCCAUUCUCAAUAUCCUUUCCCCUUUCCUAGCGAGAUUUCCCUUUAACUGUUGCUGUUUUUAAGUUUUAAGUCCAGUGCCUUUGAUUCAUCAUCUUUUAGGCGUCUUAGUUAUAUUCUGCGAGUAAGUGGCAUGAUGUUCACGUCCACCGGUUCGAGGGGAUUGUAUAAAGCACCCCUGUCCAAGAGCUUACUGCUGCUUCCUACAGUCCUCACUGUGCUGCUGACUGUGCUUCUGCCUCAGUACCAGGAUCUGCUCAUAUACAACCUCCAGGCUGUCAGGCACGGCAAGCAGUUCUGGAGGCUGGUGAGUGGACGACUCGUCUGCUUGGACCUGAAAGACACUUUCUGCAGUAGUUUGCUUAUCUACAAUUUUCGGAUUUUUGAGAGAAGAUUUGGCAGCCACAAAUUUGCUUCCUUCCUUUUUGGAGCAUGGAUUCUCUCUGCUUUUGUGGACUUGCUGCUGACAGAGGCUCUUCGCUUCAUGUUUGAACUUAAAGUGGAUGUUCUUCCAGCUGGACUACUGGGCCCAGUCUUUGCUCUCUUUGUGCCUUUCUACAGCUCCAUCCCACGUGUUCAGGUCACUCAGCUGCUCGGACACGUUUCAAUCACAAACAAGUCUCUGACGUACAUUGUGGGCGCACAGCUCCUGACCUCAAGUGCCUACAUGUGGGUGGUUGCUUGUAGUGGACUAAUCGCAGGCAUGUUGUAUUACAGUAAUAAGUUGGCAGUCCAGAAGUUCUUACGUGUGCCAGGAUGGGCAGCCAGAUGUGGUUCGGUGCUCCUAGAGCCGGUCUUCUCUGAUUCUGAGCCCACUGCAGAGGCCCCGCUGGGGAUGGGUGCUACUUUGGACAUCCAGAGACAGCAGAGGAUGGAUAUGCUUGACCAGCAACUGCUCCUGUCUCAGCUGGCACACCUCAGUAGAAAUGCACAGCAACAACAGGCUCAGCAGACAGGUCUCCUGAAUUGGAACCGAUUCUUCCCCACUCUAAGGCACAGAGGACAGAACCGGCACCAUGAGGGUCCCCAGCAACAACAGCCCGAUAUCCACCCGCCGGAUAACACAGCUGUGGCUGAGGAGCAGGUUGCAAGAUUAAUGGAGAUGGGUUUCUCGAGGAUGGAUGCCCAAGAAGCUCUCAGAGCAUCUAAUAAUGACAUUAACAUCGCAACAAACUUCUUGCUUCAGCACUAAGACAAAAAUAAAGAUGACUUGGAGGACAAGGAGAAUGAGUUUUUAACUUCUGUAAGAUUACUAAGUUGAAAGUACUUAAGAACACAACACUGGUGGCAUAACUACACCUGUUGGAAGAAGUUAAGAGCACCCACAAUUGGUACACAACGCACAGGAGCUGAUGACGUCACUUCCUUUCCGACUGGACAGUGUGACGCUCCUUCUGCUGUGUCUUGCAGUGCUACUAGGAGUUGACUUGCAAGUGCAACCCUCUCUGGUCCACAGGAAAGAGUCAAAAUAAUGGACAAUUAUAUAUUGUGUCUCAGGGCUUGUACUAUUUGGCAUCGUCCUUGAACCUACAUCUUCUAAUAAUAACAAAUUCAAUAAUAUAUUAUUA
Molecule: messenger RNA, 1588 nt
Organism: Sinocyclocheilus grahami
Lineage: Eukaryota; Metazoa; Chordata; Actinopteri; Cypriniformes; Cyprinidae
Gene: ubac2
Product: UBA domain containing 2
Exons: 9
Coding region: 154-1212 (352 amino acids)
Molecular function (GO): serine-type endopeptidase activity; protein binding
Source: RefSeq, a predicted model, not a curated record